Ipomoea nil (Japanese morning glory) is the source of this 1821-nucleotide messenger RNA. Its product is annotated as SKP1-like protein 21. Lineage: Eukaryota; Viridiplantae; Streptophyta; Magnoliopsida; Solanales; Convolvulaceae. The transcript has 9 exons. Gene Ontology annotation, biological process: SCF-dependent proteasomal ubiquitin-dependent protein catabolic process. The record is from RefSeq and is a predicted model, not a curated record. Bases 282 to 1343 code for a protein of 353 amino acids. Gene Ontology annotation, molecular function: cullin family protein binding. Gene Ontology annotation, cellular component: cytoplasm; nucleus.
CAGAAAUGCAGAAAACGGAUUACAGUAACACCUGAAAACAGAGCUUCAUUUUCACUAUCUCCUCCGCCCUUUCUUUCCACACUUUACUACACAAUAUUCAAUAUUCAAUUUUUUUUGCUUCAGAUGUGCUAUUGGAAUUGGAAGUGUUCACCUGGUGAAGAGUUUUUGCUUUCUCCUUGAGGUUUACUUUUUUUAAAAGUAAAGUUUCAGUUGCUUAAGUUCAGAGCCACAUCUGUAGAUCACUUUUACGAAGACCAAUCAAAUCAUUCUCGUCUGGCCUAAUGUCAGAAGGCCUUAUGGCAGUUGUUAAACCCGAGAUGAUGUCAUACAUAUGGCUUCAAACUGCUGAUGGUUCAAUUCAACAAGUAGAGGAAGAGGUUGCUAUGUUUUGUCCUAUGAUAUGUAGAGAAGUUCUCCAGACUGGCAUGGGUUCCUCAAAAAAUUAUGCAAUAUCACUUCCUCAACGAGUAAAUCCUUCUAUUUUGGGCUUAAUACUGGACUACUGUCGGUUCCAUCAAGUACCAGGUCAUUCAAAUAAGGAACGCAAGGCUUUUGACGAGAAGUUUGUCCGGUUGGAUACCAAAAAACUAUGCGAAUUAACAUCUGCUGCUGACAGCCUCCAAUUGAGGCCUUUGGUUGAUCUUACCAGUCGUGCACUUGCUCGAAUGAUCGAAGGAAAAACUCCAGAAGAAAUUCGUGAAAUAUUCCAUUUACCUGACGAUCUAACAGAGGAGGAGAAGUUGGAGCCCUUAAGAAAUGAGACUGAUGAUCUACGUAUUCGACUGUUGAAUCGACUUUAUGCAAGAAAAAGGAAACAAUUAAAAGAAAAACAGAAGUCAAAGAAUGUUGAGGUAGAAGAAGAGCAGGUGGUGGAUGAACGGUCGGUUGAUGAUCUUUUGUCAUUCAUAAAUGGUGGAGAUGGAGAUGGAGCAUAUUCAGAUGUACGUACUUCUAAGAAUAAAAAGAAAAAUCGCCGGAGAAAAGAUCAAGCUACAAGUUCUUCAAACAAUGAGCCUGGUGGCAAUAAGGAUAAUUGUCUCCCUCCCAACCAGUUGAAUAGAGACAUUGAUCGCAGGCCUCCUUCAAGAAGAACUUCUAAUCCACAUGACUCCGGGACGGUUAUAUUUACACCUAAGCUUGAACUUGAUGAUGGUGACAUCGAUGAUGAAUUUGACCCUGCAAGGGAGGAGGAAAUCGAUAGGGAGGUUGAGGAUUUUGCUCGAAGGCUGAACUCUAAUUGGCCAGAGAGAAAGCAGGAGCUUCUAUGCUUGGGUCAAGAGAGGAAAUUUUUACCAAUAUCGUCUAUGAAUGGAAGCAGUUCUCUAAAAAGAUGUUCAAAUUAGGUGCUCUCUCGGCUUCUCCAAGGCAAAGUAGCAAAGGUUUUUGUCGAGAAGAAGCAAGCAAACAAGCAGACAAUGGUGGUGGAAGAUCGAAAUGUUCUAAGAUAAGCUGGGUUGAAGACCGGAGAAUCGAUAUGAUGCAUGCCAAGGUGGAUAAUGCAUUACUAUUGUGUAUAUGAAGGUGAGCAAUUCUGCCACUGCCAUGUUGUGAUACUCUUUGCCCAGUUUAUGAAUUCUGAAAAUGGAGUUCUAAACCUGGGACUGGUUGGUGGGUACAAAUAACUUAACUUUCCAAAGAAAAAGGAAUUGUUUGUGGCAAUGCAAUGGUCAACUAAUUACAUUAUUUCCCUCCUGCAGUUUAGACUUUCAAGCACACCCACCCUUUUCAACGUUUUACCAAAAGUGUUUAUACUCUGAUGUUGUUUACCAUUACCUUUAUUAGUGUACGUUUUCAUUUAUAUUUUCAGUGUUGUAUUAAUUU